Polyodon spathula (Mississippi paddlefish) is the source of this 2347-nucleotide messenger RNA. Its product is annotated as solute carrier family 25 member 34-like. The coding region runs from base 706 to 1656 and encodes 316 amino acids. The transcript is spliced from 5 exons. The record is from RefSeq and is a predicted model, not a curated record. Lineage: Eukaryota; Metazoa; Chordata; Actinopteri; Acipenseriformes; Polyodontidae.
CACUGUAGGAUGAAGCUUACUGUCAGGGGUCUGGAGAGUGUGAAAGGACUAAAUGGAAGGAAAGCAUGAGAACGGAAAGCAUUGCUGCGGCUCUCCCAGUUAAAUAUUUGACUGAUGAACUCUGAGAAACAUCUAGCACAGGACAGUACUGGAGAGAAGUGCUCCUACGACAGUGAUUUACCAGAACAAGAAGGAAAUGAGACUCUGUACUGCAGCUGUACUGGGCACAGUGGCAUCAAGAUGCGUUCUCCAGACACUUUGUCUACUUGAAGAAUAAGGAACUCUACACAAAGUUUGCCUGUUCUCUCUUGUUUUUGUUUUUAAGGAACUUGCAGUAAAACAAACAUUGCUGCUGGUGUUCCUUAUCAACUUGUUAUUUGCUGACUUGAAACCUUGCCAUCAACCUGCAAGGUGAGAGAACGGUACCUCUGAAAAGCUGAAGGAGACCCAGUGCAUUGUGGGCCUCUGGCACUAAUUAUUAUUCAUAUUCAUCACCAGUAAAGUGAUUGAUGAUCACUUGCAGAGCACUUUAAAGACCAGCUUGACUGACUUCAGUAACUUUCAGAUACAGUCCACUAUACUCUUAUGUUUGUCUCUGCACUAGAGAACUCCUUUAUCCACUAACACUGAUCAUUCAUUGAGGACUUGCUGAUUUACCCUAUCUACCUCCUGCAUCUCUCCAGGAAGACUUUGCUGGCAAGCAGAAUGCUGCAACAUUCCUCAGAAGCGGGACUGGUUACCCUACCCCGCACCCUGGCUAUCUGGCCCCCUCUAGACUUUGCGCUGGGUGCUGCAGCCUGCUGUGGGGCCUGUGUGUUCACCAACCCUCUGGAGGUGGUGAAGACCAGGCUGCAGCUCCAGGGCGAGCUCAGGGCACGCGGCUCCUAUCAGAGGCACUACCAUGGCGUCCUGCAGGCUCUCUGGGCUGUCGCCAGGGCCGACGGACUACGCGGUCUCCAGAAGGGGCUCUCUGUGGGCCUGCUCUACCAGGGCGUGAUGAAUGGGGUCCGACUCGGCUUUUACUCCUACUCUGAGGCUUCAGGUUUCACUAGGGCCCCUGGGGGCAGUCUACUUGCUGGGGCUGCUGCUGGGGCGCUGGGGGCCUUUGUAGCCAGCCCUGCCUACCUGGUGAAGACGCAACUGCAGGCCCAGACAGUGGCAGCCAUCGCCGUGGGGCAUCAGCACAACCACCUGGGCGUGUCCAGUGCCUUUGUAAGUAUCUACAGGGCGCAGGGGAUCGUAGGGCUGUGGCGUGGGGUGAAUGGAGCCGUGCCUCGGGUGAUGGUUGGCUCAGCUGUCCAGCUUGCCACCUUCUCCAGUGCCAAGGAAUGGGUCGUCAGCCAGCAGUGGUAUAAACAAGACAGCUGGCUGGAGGCUCUCAAUGCAGCCAUGCUGAGCGGGAUUGCCGUGUCGAUCGCCAUGACCCCCUUCGAUGUCGUCAGUACGCGACUCUACAAUCAGCCGGUGGACAAGUUGGGCAGGGGCCAGCUCUACGGGGGGUUCCUUGACUGCUUUGUGAGGGUGUCCAGGAAGGAGGGACUUGUGGGGUUCUACAAAGGAAUGGGGCCCUCCUUCGUGAGACUGGGUUUCCACACCGUAAUCAGCAUGCUCCUGUGGGACCUGCUGCGGCACACAGCCUUCCAAUACGAGGGCUGAGGGAGCGGGACUGGGAGCAGCAGGGUGCGGAGUUAAUCACUGCACAAUUCCAGGGAGGGCGUGGCUAAGAUACCUGAAGGGGAGGAGCUUGUUACUGCAUAAUACCAGAGUGGGUGGAGCUGUUGCUGUGGGAGGGGGGGUUGAAAUGCACAAGGGGGGAACUAUAAGACAGGUUGGACUGACUGGGAGCCCUGCAGAAUACCUGGGAUGGAGCUAGACACUGCAGCCGUCUUUCUGGGCAGGUCUAAAAAGGAGAGGUAUUUUACAAUCAGCCAAUAGCUGAUGAGCCCCUGAACUCAAAGUUAGAUCUGUAGUUAUUUUCGGUACCAGAAACACCAUUAGAAAAUAAGAAGAUUUAUGGAACUUGUUGUAGAUUCAUUAUCCAUCUGCUGUUGAGAGUAGAGGCAGGAGGGUGACUGCUUCUUGCCUCACAGCAUUACAAAGUGGCAGCUGUAUCUCCACAACAGUCAGGGAAGAUGUGAAAAUGAAAGGUAAUGAAACGGGCAGUGUUCAAGUGAUUUUAGAUGGGGGGGGGGUCGUGGUUACUUUAAACAGUGUUUACACAGAAUAGACUUGGUGGAGAGACUGUCCUUCAGGGGAAUGCUUUAAUCUGUGGCUUUUUUCUGUUUUUUACUUUGCUUAACGUAAACUGGAUGACUAAAGACUGUAAUAAAUAAACGAUGUCGACACA